This is a messenger RNA of Oppiella nova, 3128 nucleotides long. NCBI's taxonomy places the organism in Eukaryota, Metazoa, Arthropoda, Arachnida, Sarcoptiformes, Oppiidae. The record is from the annotation of a GenBank genome assembly.
CUAUGACUGUGAGUGUGUGUGAGUGCUCCAGCAGUGGUAGUACUGGCAUUGGUGUUGACUGGCAUACAGUGUGACUGUAGUACACUGUACUGUACUGUACUGUAUGAUGCAUUUGAUGGCAAAAUGGCGUCAACGCAAAAGUCAUUUGAAGAGAUGCUGUCCUCAGAAGUAGACGAGUCUGAGAUCACAGCUCUCGUGGGAUCUCUCUCUCAACUCGAACACAAACCACUCGCCACCAAGACUUCACUCACCCCUCUCACGCCCGUCCCCAUCACCCCCACCCCUGUCCACAGUGUCAACAGUGGCAACAGUGCAGUGUCUGCAGCACUCGUAGUCAACCACAACCACAACAAUCAACACACACUACACGCUCUACAGACUGUCCCUUCGGUGCCCAACACUGGCAUCACUUCCAUGACUGACGCCAACACUCACCACAAGCUGAAGAUCAUGACUCCCAUGACUAACACCACGAACAACACCAUCAAUAACACUCAGAAUAGUACCACGAAUUCAAACAUUAAUUUAAGUGUCAAUAAUAAUAGCAUUAAUAAUAAUAACAACAAUAAAGGAUUGGUGGCAUCGCUUCCAGGAGCUGUUCCGGCCAGUGGUUACAUAUCGCAAGUGACCACUGCUUCGAACGCAUCCAUGAAUUCGGUGACGACUGGUGUGGCGGCCAAUCAGAUCAUCAAGAAUGCGAUUCAAGUGUCGGCGAUGGCUAACGGGAGUCCGACGUCCUCUCCGUCUCCAUUACAACAAUCACUGCGAGGGCCGACCCCGACCUCCAUCUCUUUGAGUGCAAUAACGCCGUCUCUAGUGAUCACUCCCAACAAGACGGCACCCAAUGUGGGCGUCGGUGUGGCGCCCAAACCCGGACAGACAUUACUUAUCGCCACCACAAAAGACGGUCCAAUGAUAGUGCAGCCGUCGGGCAACCCAUUGCCCCAACAGAGCCUUAACAGCGGUGCCGACGCCACCAACAGUGCCGUCACCACGUCAUCGGUGGUUACAAUCGCAUCGAGGAAUAUGGUGUCGUCUAUGGCCAACUCGGGCUCACAGCAGCCCAACCUUAUGCAGCAGUUGGUGGCCAACCAUCCCAACCAAAUCCAGUUCCAAUUGGUGACGAACGUGAACCCCGCUAGUCGGCCCCCACCCGCCAACCCCAAUAUGGGCCCCAAUGCACGCACUUUGGCCCCACGGGUUGUACAGCUGCCCUCCAAUGUUCGACUCACGCAACAACUUCUCAGACCCGGAGGUACUCCCUCUUUUGGACAGGGGACGAUAACAUUGCCGUCAAACCUGGUGAGGGCCGGCACUAUAUUCGUGAAGACGGAAAAUGGUCAGGUGCAUAUGGUGAACGUGGCGCCCCCUCCCACGUCCAACGCCCAAACCCCUUCUAAUCUGCCGAACGCCACCACAUAUCGCUUGCAAGUGCCCACCACUGGGGCCCCCACACCGACCACCGGCAUCAGGAAUAUGAUUCCCAAUCAACACAUCGUUUUGCCCGUUUCGAUGCCGGGCGCACAGCACCGGGCGACCCAACCCGGGGCCCCGCAGUCACUGAACACACAGUUGCACAUCUCGACCGCUGCGGCCAACCAACAGGCGGCCACCACUCCCUCACAGAUGUCUCCCAACACCGCCAAAAAGAAAUGCAAGAAUUUUCUGUCGACUUUGAUCCGGUUGGCCAGCGAUCAGCCCCCGAAUGUGGCCAAUAAUGUCAAGAAUCUAAUCCAAGGCCUUAUUGUAAGUGAGAGCCAACACCUGCAACGACUGCAUGACGAUGCAAUACAACCCGAAGACUUCACUAAUCAAUUGCAACGCGAACUCAACUCUUCCCCUCAGCCCUGUUUAGUACCAUUUCUUAAGAAAAGUCUGCCAUACCUGAGGUUCUCGUUAAUGCAAAAGGAGCUGACGAUUGAGGGCGUGAGACCACCACCUAAUGGGACGGUAACGCUGCCGCCGCACUCGCAACAUAUUCCGCAGAUUCAGAUCGCUCAAACGCCACGACCGGGAGUGACACAAACGGUCCGUUUAUUAACACCGAUGGGCGGACUGAUGGCGGCGACGGCCGGUCAGGCGACCACUGUUUUGACACCAAUCCAACAGACUUCAGCACAACGACUUCAAGCCCCGCAGAAUGUGGUGCGAACACCAACCGCGCCCACAACCAGCACAUCCCGGAGCUCAUCGAAAUCGAGUUCAUCGAGAGCUCGAGUGAGUGCACAGAAAGACAAGGAAAAGAAGAACAACUUCUCGUCCACUCUUCGCGACGAUGACGACAUCAAUGACGUGGCGGCGAUGGGAGGCGUCAACCUUCAGGAGGAGAGUCAACGCAUACUAUCGAAUGCUGAGACUGUGGGCCAGCAGAUCAGGUCCUGUAAAGAUGAAGACUUUCUGUUCACCACUCCAUUACAUAAAAGGAUUAACGAAAUCGCAAAUAAGUAUGGAUUGGAUGAGUGCUCUCCUGAAGUGGUAUCACUUGUCUCGCAUGCUAUUCAGGAAAGACUGAAAACAUUGGUCGAGAAAUUAGGAAGUUAUGGCAACUACGAAGUGGUGCAGGACGUGAAGGGACAGACGACUUUCCUACAAGAAUUGGAUCGAAUAGAGAAGCGUAGACAUGAAGAACAGGAGCGGGAGGUUCUGAUUAAAGCGGCCAAAAGUCGGUCUAAAGCUGACGAUCCGGACCACAUCGCCAUCAAACAGAGGGCCAAAGAGAUGCAGAGACAGGAGUUGGAAGAGUUGCGACAACGCGAGGCCAAUGAGACGGCAUUACAGGCCAUCGGAAUGCCGAAGAAGCGGCUGAAGACGAGUUUCAAUUCGAUGUCCGUUUCGUCCAACAAUUCGUUCUUAAGUCCGGCGACCAAUUCAGGCCUUAACUCAUUCCCAUUGAACUCUCAGACACCCCUUAAACCGAUGAGACGUAUAAAACGGGUCAGUCUGAAGGACUUGCAUUUCCUGAUGGAAAUGGAAAAGGACACCGUUAGGAGACCUAUGCUCUACAAGGCUUACCUCAAAUGACCUCAAAUGCCACUCUUUUGUCUCAUUUAUUCUGAUUUCAUACCAGAUAUGCUUUAUAUGAAUACAAGAAUUGUUCAAAACUAUUGGUACAGUACCGGUAGUCUUAU